AGAGAAGAGGGCCGUGGUGACAUGCGGGUGAACCCUGCUGUGCCAUAGCCUGGCUUGCUGAAAGGUUGGGGAUUGGUUUAAAGCGGCACAAGAUCCCCCAAAGGCUCAAAGGAUGACCUGAGGGACCCAGUGGCCCGUGUGGAAGUCGCCAGGCCUUCCCGUCCAGAGGGCAGACAGGCUGUGGCAGCCUAGUGGGCAGUGAAGGAUCAGCCCUGCGAGGGUCUCCUCUCUGGGGGAUCACAGAGGUGGUGGCUGCCCUGCGCUCUGCUUGUCCUGCUGUUCUCAGGACAUUGUCCUCCUGUUCUCUGGACGUUCUCCAGAGGUGGUGCCAGUCACCUGUCUCCCCGGUGUCCUGCUAAUAAUGCAGCUGUAGGUGAGCCCAGGAGAGAAUGGGGGACCCCAGGGACUUCUGCCCUCACCUGGACUCCAUAGGGGAGGUGACCAAAGAGGACUUGCUGCUCAAAUCUAAGGGAAGCUGCCAGUCCUGUGGUGUUGCUGGACCCAACCUGUGGGCCUGUCUCCAGGUUGCCUGCCCCUAUGUUGGCUGCGGAGAGUCCUUUGCUGACCACAGCACCAUUCACGCGCAGGCUAAGAAGCACAACCUGACAGUGAACCUGACCACAUUCCGGGUCUGGUGCUAUGCCUGUGAGCGGGAGGUGUUUCUGGAGCAGCGGCUGGCGGCCCACCCACCUGGCUCCCCGCCCAAGUUCUCAGAGCAGGACUCUCCGCCACCCUCUCAUCCUCUGAAAGCCGUUCCCAUUGCUGUGGCUGACGAAGGAGAGUCUGAGUCAGAGGACGAUGACCUGAAACCUCGAGGCCUCACAGGCAUGAAGAACCUCGGGAACUCCUGCUACAUGAACGCAGCCCUGCAGGCCUUGUCCAACUGCCCUCCGCUGACCCAGUUCUUCCUGGAGUGUGGCGGCCUGGUGCGCACUGACAAGAAGCCAGCCCUGUGCAAGAGUUACCAGAAGCUGGUCUCUGAGGUCUGGCACAAAAAACGACCAAGCUAUGUGGUCCCUACCAGCCUGUCCCAUGGGAUCAAGUUGGUCAACCCGAUGUUCCGAGGCUAUGCUCAGCAGGACACCCAAGAGUUCCUGCGCUGCCUGAUGGACCAGCUGCACGAGGAGCUCAAGGAGCCGGCUGUGGCGGCCACGGCGGGGCUCACAGAGGCCCGGGACUCAGACUCAAGUGACACAGAUGAGAAACGAGAGGGCGACCGGAGCCCGUCGGAAGACGAGUUCCUGUCCUGCGACUCUAGCAGUGACCGGGGUGAAGGCGACGGGCAGGGGCGCGGCGGGGGUGGCUCGCAGGCCGAGGCGGAGCUGCUGAUCCCCGAUGAGGCGGGCCGCGCCAUCUCCGAGAAGGAGCGCAUGAAGGACCGCAAGUUCUCCUGGGGCCAGCAGCGUGCCAAUUCGGAGCAGCUGGACGAGGACGCAGACGUGGACACGGCCAUGGCUGCCCUUGAUGACCAGCCUGCCGAGGCCCAGCCACCGUCACCGCCGUCCAUCAGCCCCUGCCGGACCCCAGAGCCGGACAAUGAUGCCCACCUACGCAGCUCCUCUCGCCCCUGCAGCCCUGUCCACCACCGCGAGGGCCACGCCAAGCUGUCCGGCAGCCCUCCUCGUGCGAGCCCUGUGAGGAUGGGGCCGUCCUACGUGCUCAAGAAAGCCCAGGCCCUGAGCACGGGCAGCCGGAGGCGGAAGGAGCAGCACUACCGCAGUGUCAUCUCCGACAUCUUUGAUGGCUCCAUCCUCAGCCUCGUGCAGUGUCUCACCUGUGACCGGGUGUCUACCACAGUGGAGACUUUCCAGGACCUGUCACUGCCCAUUCCUGGCAAGGAGGACCUGGCCAAGCUCCACUCGGCCAUCUACCAGAACGCACCCGCUAAACCAGGCGCCUGUGGGGACAGCUACACCACCCAGGGCUGGCUGGCCUUCAUCAUGGAGUACAUCCGGAGGUUUGUGGUGUCCUGUACUCCAAGCUGGUUUUGGGGGCCUGUGGUCACUCUGGAAGACUGUCUUGCGGCCUUUUUUGCAGCUGAUGAGCUGAAGGGUGACAACAUGUACAGCUGCGAGCGGUGUAAGAAGCUGCGGAACGGCGUGAAGUACUGUAAAGUCCUCCGGUUGCCCGAGAUCCUGUGCAUCCACCUGAAGCGCUUCCGGCAUGAGGUGAUGUACUCCUUCAAGAUCAGCAGCCACGUCUCCUUCCCCCUGGAGGGCCUCGACCUGCGUCCCUUCCUGGCCAAGGAAUGCACGUCCCAGAUCACCACCUACGACCUCCUCUCGGUCAUCUGCCACCACGGCACGGCAGGCAGUGGACACUACAUCGCCUACUGCCAGAAUGUGAUCAACGGGCAGUGGUACGAGUUUGAUGACCAGUACGUCACCGAGGUGCAUGAGACGGUGGUGCAGCAUGCCGAGGCCUACGUGCUCUUCUACAGGAAGAGCAGCGAGGAGGCCGUGCGGGAGCGGCAGCAGGUGGUGUCCCUGGCGGCCAUGCGGGAGCCCAGCCUGCUCCGGUUCUACGUGUCCCGAGAAUGGCUCAACAAGUUCAACACUUUCGCCGAGCCAGGGCCCAUCACCAACCAGACCUUCCUCUGCUCCCAUGGAGGCAUCCCACCCAACAAGUACCACUACAUCGAUGACCUGGUGGUCAUCCUGCCCCAGAACGUCUGGGAGCACCUCUACAACAGGUUCGGGGGUGGCCCUGCCGUGAGCCACCUGUACGUGUGCUCCAUCUGUCAGGUGGAGAUCGAGGCCCUGGCCAAGCGCAGGCGGAUGGAGAUCGACACCUUCAUCAAGCUGAACAAGGCCUUCCAGGCUGAGGAGUCUCCGGGCGUCAUCUUGUGCAUCAGCAUGCAGUGGUUCCGGGAGUGGGAGGCCUUCGUCAAGGGGAAGGACAGCGAGCCUCCUGGGCCCAUUGACAAUAGCAGGAUCGCACAGGUCAAGGGCAGUGGUCACGUCCAGUUAAAGCAGGGGGCUGACUAUGGGCAGAUUUCUGAGGAGACCUGGACGUACCUGCACCAUCUGUAUGGGGGUGGCCCUGAGAUUGCCAUCCGGCAGAGCGUGGUCCAGCUGCAGGACCCCGAGACCUUGCAUGGGGAACAAAAGAUCGAAGCCGAGACGCGGGCCGUGUGACUUGGUGGCCAGGCGGCCGGCCCCUCCCCUCUAAAACCCUCCCUGAGUCUCUUGGAGGGGUCCUGCCCUGCUGAGCUGGCUGUUCCCACAGGCCACAAGCCCUCCCCGCGGGGACAUGUGCCCACAGAGGCCGCGUGGUGGCCACCAGCUGCGUGUGGUGGUGUCGGUGGCUCAUAGCUCUAGUGCUGCCCCUAGGAAUACACCCACUCCGCUGUCUCAGUGGCCGAGACUCUGGGUCUUUGUCCUGGCAGUGCCCACGCCAGUCACUGUCAUCGUCGUCCCCAAACCUUCCCUCUUGCUAGCUCAGGUCCAGCUUUUCCUUGGAGCCCAGUGCUGCCCCUCAGCCAGAGGCUGGCGCCUGGACAGGGGCAGAGUGGCUGCCGCCUCCCAGCGCCCAAAAGCACAGAGGGAGGAGGCCACAGCGGAGAGUGGAGGAGCCAAGGCUCGGGACCGAGGGGCUUCUGCGUGCCUCCCUGCCGGCCACCUCGCCCUGCACCCGGUUGUCAUCAGCGGCCCCUGGAGUCUGGGCCGCUCUGGUGCAUCCUGCAGACUGCUUGCUGGCGCUUGGGACCGAGCGGGGAGCUCUCCGCUGGCAGUUGCUGGAGGCGGCCAUCCCUCACUGACGUCCUGCCCACCAUCGGUGUGGCUCGCCUCUGGUUCAGCCCUCAGCCUCACGAAUGCCAAGCUGCCACCAGGGCCUGGAUGGUGUCACCGGAAUGCCUCACGCAGUGUGUCUGCUGCUGGCACAGCUCCAGGAGGCCUAGAGCGAGCGCCAGCCCUUCCCCAGCCCCGGCCCCAGGCCCCACCAGGGAGGGCGCGGGGCUGCUCACACAGGAAGGUCCCUCUGCGGGCCUGGCAAGGCUGUUCCUCCCUCUGGGGGCAUGAAGUCCCCUGGCUGCAAUAGCUGGACCAGGUGUACACCCUGUUGGGGUCGGAGCACAGGGAGGGCUCAAAGCAGGGGUCCUGGGACCAAGUCCCUCAACUGUGGCCUGCAUGUGCCCAGGGAGCCCUGGCAGUGACCUGGUGGAGCCCAGACUUUACUGCUGGGGCCUGGGUUCACCCGCUCUGUCCCUUCACACCCAGACAGAGCAGCUGCUGCUGGGCCUGUGAAGUCACCAGGCUUUGAAAGCUGCUGCCGCCUGUCGCCACGGGCCCUGUGCCCGCACUGCACCCUCGAGAUGUGGAGGCCACUGUGCAGGCCGUCACCUGGCCCAUGUCUGUAUGGCCAGUGUGUGUUCAGAAUGUCAUAAUAAACAGAUGUGCCCCACAGUCA
Marmota monax (woodchuck) is the source of this 4410-nucleotide messenger RNA. RefSeq names its product ubiquitin specific peptidase 20 (gene Usp20). The transcript is spliced from 25 exons. The coding region runs from base 390 to 3137 and encodes 915 amino acids. The record is from RefSeq and is a predicted model, not a curated record. Gene Ontology annotation, molecular function: cysteine-type deubiquitinase activity; zinc ion binding. NCBI's taxonomy places the organism in Eukaryota, Metazoa, Chordata, Mammalia, Rodentia, Sciuridae. Gene Ontology annotation, biological process: protein deubiquitination.